Molecule: messenger RNA, 429 nt
Organism: Sitophilus oryzae (rice weevil)
Lineage: Eukaryota; Metazoa; Arthropoda; Insecta; Coleoptera; Curculionidae
Product: activity-regulated cytoskeleton associated protein 2-like
Exons: 1
Coding region: 1-429 (142 amino acids)
Source: RefSeq, a predicted model, not a curated record
AUGAAUCAAGAUAACGUAGAAAUUGGUAUUCAACAAAUCGUUAUGACCCCAGAGAUGUUACAGCAACUUAUACAAGGAAUGACCUUGAGUCCGAACGUUAAUGUCCAAAACCUUGAAAGAGGAAAUUUUGCCAAAUGUAGUGCACGUUAUAACGGUGAACAAGGCACCGACGUUAAUGCUUUUAUCGAUUCUAUUCUUGUAUACAAAGACUGCGUAAACAUAUCAGAAGAAAAUGCUCUUAAGGGUUUACCAAUGUUACUGGAACAUAAAGCUGGAAUUUGGUGGCAGGGUGUUAAAGAAAGUAUCAGUUUUUUUGAUGCAGCGAUUGAAGCUUUAAGAUGUGCUUUUGGACAUGAAAUACCUCCAUACCAAAUAUAUAGAGAAUUGUUUUCCAACGAACAAAAAGAAUAUGAGACCUUUUUUACGUAA